Messenger RNA from Petromyzon marinus (sea lamprey), 5745 nucleotides. Its product is annotated as aryl hydrocarbon receptor-like. Gene Ontology annotation, molecular function: nuclear receptor activity; protein dimerization activity; transcription cis-regulatory region binding. The record is from RefSeq and is a predicted model, not a curated record. Gene Ontology annotation, cellular component: aryl hydrocarbon receptor complex; nucleus. Gene Ontology annotation, biological process: response to xenobiotic stimulus; xenobiotic metabolic process; regulation of transcription by RNA polymerase II. NCBI's taxonomy places the organism in Eukaryota, Metazoa, Chordata, Hyperoartia, Petromyzontiformes, Petromyzontidae.
UCUCUGCGCGGAGCCGCCUCCGUGGCGAAGCCCCAUCGCGCCGUGCACUCCGUGCGCCAUCGCGGCCUCGCCACCGCCGCCACCGCCGCCGCCGUCGUCGCCGCCGCCUUUAAAUUCGCCAGCGUUACAACUUGAGACAACCGAAUAAGCCUACGAUCGACUCUCUCUACCUGCCUGUCUGCCUCUCUCUCACCCGUCAGCUCCUCCGCCGUCCGAGCCUCGCCUCGCUGCUGAGCCGUGAGAGUCGCCGAGAGUCGCCGAACGAGGGACCCCCCCCGCCCUUGGGGACCCUCGCACUCGGGGAACCCGCGGGGUCCGUGACGCCACAGACCCCGCGCAGGGGUUCAUGCUGGCGCUCAGCCCCGCAGACGCUAGCAUGGAGCAAGGAUUCCUCCUGCCGUCGUCUCGCGCCAGGAUGCCGAGAGACAGCGGCGCUCUCCCGGGCCGCUCCCCUCUCUCCCCGGGGCCAGCGCUCGCGCCCUGGGCCCCGGGACCCCCUGCGUCCCCCCACCAGCUCGCGGCUUCCAGCGUGGGGGGCUCCGGGGGACUGUACGCGGGCAAAAAGCGCAAGAAACCCGUGAUAAGAAGCCCCAAGGCGGAAGUCGUGGUGCCCAAGAAGACGAAUCCUUCCAAGCGGCACCGGGACCGCCUCAACGCGGAGAUGGAGCGCCUGGCCGGGAUGCUGCCCUUCCCUCCGGACGUCAUCUCCAAGCUCGACAAGCUCUCCAUCCUGAGGCUCAGCGUCAGCUUCCUGCGGACCAAGAGCUUCUUCGGCGCCGUGAACCACAAGCGCCACCUAAGCAACGGGAUUGCCGGCUACGGGGUCCCGAGCAGCCGCGUGGACGUGCCCGCGGCGUUCCCCGAGGGGGAGAUGCUGCUGCAGGCGCUGCACGGCUUUGCGUUGGUGGUGACCGCGGAGGGGCUUGUCUUCUACACGUCCCACACCAUCCAGGAGUACCUCGGCUUCCACCAGUGCGACGUGGUCCACCAGAGCGUGUACGAGCUCGUCCACACGGAGGACCGCGGCGAGUUCCGCCGCCAGCUGCACUGGGCGCUCAACCCUGCGUCCACGCAGGGCGCCCGCGGUGGCGGCGACGGCAGCCAAGGAGACGGGCGCGCGGCCGUGGAGCAAGGGCUGGGCACGGUCACCACUUUCCACCCGCAGCAGCUCCCGCCCGAGAACUCCUCCUUCCUGGAGCGCCAGUUCAUGUGUCGCUUCCGCUGCCUGCUGGACAACUCGUCCGGCUUUCUGGCGCUGCUGAUCCAGGGCCGCCUCAAGCUGCUGCACGGGCAGAACCAGCGGGGGCUCGACGGCUCGCCGACUCCGCCGCAGCUGGCGCUGUUCGGCGUGGCGACGCCGCUGCAGCCGCCGUCCAUCCUGGAGAUCCGCACGCGCAACAUCAUAUUCCGCACCAAGCACAAGCUCGACUUCACGCCGACGGGCUGCGACGCCAAGGGCCGCAUCGUGCUGGGCUACAGCGAGAUGGAGCUGUGCAUGCGCGGCACGGGCUACCAGUUCAUCCACGCCGGGGACAUGCUCUACUGCGCUGACAACCACGUCCGAAUGAUGAAGACCGGUGAGAGCGGGUUCACCAUCUUCCGGCUGCUGACGAAAGACAACGGCUGGGCCUGGGUGCAAGCCAACGCGCGGCUCGUCUACAAGGGCAACCGCCCCGACUACAUCAUCGCCACGCAAAGGCCGCUCAGCGACGAGGAGGGAGAGGAGCACUUGCGCAAGCGCGCCACGCAGUUCCCGUUCACGUUCACCACGGGCGAGGCCCUGCUCUACAACAUGGACCUCUUCCAGCCGCCGAUGCAGGACCCCAGCCUCGGCGGUGGCGACGGCGGCGGCGGCGAUGGUUACGGAGGAACCGAACAGACAGCGGUGGCGGCCGCGGCAGCGGCGGCGGCGGUGGGGGGAGAGAGUCAAGCGGCCGGAGGCAGGGGCGGCGGGAAGUCAUGGCCCAUGGACCCCAGCUCGCUGAUGGCCGCGCUGAUGAUGCAGAACCAGUCGGUGUACGUGCGCACGGCCGCCUCCAGCGAGGACCGCCUCCCGUCGUACACGUUCAACGACGCCUCGUGGCUCGCACCGAGCGGCGUCGCCGCCGGCGGCUCGGUGUGCCGCCGAGGUGGCGACGACGACUUCAACCGGAGCCUGGGCCGGAUCAAGCUGGAGGAGCACGAUAGGGGCAGGGCGGGGGCGGCGUUGACGCCGUACCCCGGCGCGUGCACCAGGGACGAGCUGACCGACAUCCUGGACACGCUCGGAGUGAACGUCAACGACAUCGAGCUGGUGGAGGAGGAGCGGCAGCUGAUCAUGGGUGACAUGGAGAUGUCGCCGCACCUGGGCAACAUCCUCUCCAACGACGACAUCAUCUCCUUUGUGGAGGACCUGCUCAAGAAGCCCGACUGCUGCGUCGCGCCGGGUGCCGACAGCGCAGCGUCGCAGCUGCCCAACCCGAACGCCGGCGCCGUGGGCCCAGAGCCGUCCGGAGCGCAGCUCGGUUUCCCGAGCCCGCUUUUCGCACGCGGCUUUGAAUUCUACAGCGGCCGCGAGACGGCGCAGAACUGCGUGCAGAAAGCGCCAAUGUCGAGGCCAAAGCAGGCAGCGAUGUCGGAGGGCAACGACGUUCGCGACGGCUUCCUGCCGCAGAACUUCUUCGACGGGGCAAACGGCGGGGCCGUCGUAGUUUCACAGGGCGCGUCAAACGUGCCGGCACUCGGCCUGCCCAAGCAGGGCACGCCUCGCGGCGGUGCCGGACAGUGGAACGCGAAUGUUGCGUCGGCACAUGGCAUGGCACACGCCCGCUCGGGGUACGUGGAUGGUCAGCUGACACUCGGAAGCAAAUUACAAAACUGGAGCCCGACGACGCAACCAGGUUGGGACUGUGCGAACGUCAUGCAAGACCAGAUGCAAAUGCCUGGUGUUGCGGGACACUGCGGAGUCACCGGGCCGGCCCUCGUAAACAGCGCUCACGGCCACGGCACGAUGGAUGGCGGCGCGUGUCAGGGCCCUUUCGCCGGUUUGCCAGGCCACGGCUACGCGGGAGGGGUCCCGAACUUUGGUGCCGAGCCCGUGGCGUCCUUUCAGCCCCCUUGCCAGGGGCCGGUGUCUGCCGGAUUGAUGCAGAACGGCCGCUCUGACCGUGGCUGGCCCGCCGCCGCUCUAGUGCAGCAGCACGUGACGGUCACGGGCGCCGGCAUCGGCACGUGCUUGGCUUCGGCGGGGAACGGGGACCCGUGGAACGCGGCACCGGUGCCACCGUACACACCGAUGGAGGUGGAAGGCAUGAACCCCCCGCAGUACUCGGCCUGUGUCUCUCAGAUGCACGUGGCACCCGUGGGCAGUGGCGUGGCCGGCCUCCACCCGGACCUCGCCGCCCACUUUCACCAGCAGCCGGCGCUUACGCAGCCGGUGGCGACGACCUUCGACCUGAGGAGCAACCUUGCGUCCUGCCACCCGAACGGCGCUCAUGGCCACGAGGCUUUCCUGGGGGGCCCAGAGGUUCUGCCUUCCUUUCCCGACAUCCUGCGCACGGGCCACUACAGCUGAGCGACGGCACGCGGGCUCCGUCACAAUCCCGCCGCUCCCCCACUGAGCCGGAGACUUCAUUGAACAGUUUCUCUGUCUUGGUGUGGUUUGUGGAAGUACCAAUGUGGCCGAAAAGGAGACAUUUAACUUCACAUUAACGCAAGUCUACGUGUACGCAUGUUACAGUAUAUUCUAUCCGCUUUAUAUCGACUUGAAUCCAGCCACCUGACCCAGUGGUUACCUGAGCUCCACUUGCAGUCAGAAGGUUGUGAAUUUGAAUCCCGAUCAUGGGGGUUGAUGCCAGUCAAUCAUCCCUCUACGGUCGGUAAAAAGAAGUAUCACUUUGCGGAUAGUUCAACAGUGGUGGAUUUCCUCUGGAAAUACUCGGCUCUGUGUGGUGAGAAUGUGGACUUUGUACCAAUGGAAAUGAGUGAGGCUCCAUGCUCAUGCUCUUGACUUUGGCCCGUGUCAGUAGUGGCUGAAGGUAAGAAGUGUUGUUAAGGUCUUCCGCUGGUCCUGUGAUAUGUAGAGAUAGGAGAGGCUGCAUCACAAUCAUUGUUCGAGCUUUGGUGAUGACUUCACCAGACUCCACUGGGAGGACAGACAGCUAUUUAGUUCUUUUUUGAGCGAUAAUGCACUUACAUGUGGCAGUGCCGAGAGGUUUUUGAGCAGACAUCAUUACAUCAUAAAUACAAUACUCGUAAAUCCCUGCCAAUGCUCAUUUAAUGGCCCAGGCCUUGCAAAACCAGUUACGAAAGUUGGCAAAAAACCACGAAGAUGCACAUUGCAUAUACAACACAAAGCGUAUCUGUUUGGAUAAAAGUGCUAAGUGGUAGAAACACAGAAGAGAUCAUCUUUGACACUGUUUACCCAGCGCUGUGACAUAACAGAGGUGCUGCAAAACAAGCAGAUGCCUCGUUUAUGGGCGCACGGAGCGAGCGGGUACAGUCACGAGGCUCGCCACCGUCGACGGUAAAUCGCAGGGGUGGGUGGAAGUGCGGUGAGGUGCAGCGGGCAGUGGUGUGGCGAUUGAGUGCGCCGGCGGUGCCAUUGCACCGAAACCCAUGGUCAGGAGGGGCCCAGGGACCGGGCUAUGAAGGGGGGGGGGGGGGGUGCAGGGAUUAGGGGUGGAAAUUGAACAGGGGUGGCUUCAUUUCAUUGCUUGCGCCAGGACUCAUGCUAAGCGCACUACGCCAAAGAGAGUGGGGCGAGCGAGGCGAGCGGAAUGGUGAGCGCAGGCGAAUGAAGGUGAUCGUGGGAGCCGUGCUCAAUCGCGGCUCGCCGUCGAACUGUGAAGGUCCGUUUUGUUCCGUUUAUUUGUUUCCGACUCUUGCGAAGCUGCGGCUUGCUGGGCCGCAGCAGCAGCAGUAGCAGCAGCAGCAGCAGGAGCGGCAGGAGGAGGAGGAGGAGGCAGUCUCGCGGCUAUCGAGCGUGCAGGCUUGUGCGAGCGCACUACUGUGCCACUGGCCGGGGCCCAUCUCGGAGGUGGACUCCGUGCUUGUGAACAUCCGUGCCCUCGUCAAAAGCAGGGCUUACGCAGGAGAAAUCUGCGUAAAAACGGUCGAAUUUGAACGUCUUCUGUCGUGAAAUUGAAAUGUGGUCUCAUUGGCUUUUAUCUCAGACUCACAGUGACACGCAUGCCUUCCAAAGCUAUUAUUGCUAUUAUUUUCACAUCAUAUACACAUGGAUGGCUGUGACCGAGUGUUGGAUUUAAAUUCCACUGUUGUUCCACAAUGGCUGCAGAGCUCCCAUUUGGUGCAACCAUUGUCACGUCUAUGGGCCCCCUAAACUCACGACAAAGAGGCUUAUUGUUUUCACUUAUCGGGGGGCAUGCUCGGCCUAGAGUUUAAAAAUAUGAGAGUUAAAAAAUAUCCGAUCAACUAUGACACUAACUCCCGGUGACUACUUCAAGAUUACAGGUCCCAAAGUAUGAUAUUCCUCGUUCAAAUUGUACCGGAAUUUUGUCACUAAAGGAAUUCAGAAAAAUAACUCUGAAAGAGACGCGGUUUACAGCUACUGCACUGUUUUUAAAUUUUAUCGAUGGGAUUUUUUUCUGAAAGAAGAAAAAAACACGAAAAUUACAUUUUAUAUAUAUUUUUAUCGUAAUUGCUUGCCUGGUAAAGCAAACAUCUGCAUUCAAAUGCAGAUGGUGAAAUCUAAACCAUUCAAUGCAGUUCGAUAUGUUUUAACUUACAAAGUGAGCAAUAUUAAAA